Strongylus vulgaris is the source of this 186-nucleotide messenger RNA. The record is from the annotation of a GenBank genome assembly. Lineage: Eukaryota; Metazoa; Nematoda; Chromadorea; Rhabditida; Strongylidae.
AUGCAUGUUACAGACUUAACUUUGAUCAACUUAAACUGGGGUUCUUUCGAAUAUCUCUCUAUGGAACAGCAAUGGAAAUACUCGAUCACCGCAUUCAUUGCUGCUCUCGGAGGUUCCAUCGGAAUGUGGCUUGGACUGAGUAUACUCUCACUUAUCCAGCAAGGUAAGAAAAGUCAUUUCUUAUAA